AUUUGUUUUCAUUGACCAACCACUUGGUGAUUAAACACAACAAUCUGCUAAAAUUUCGCAAGUUUGAUCUUCCAGAAUCGGCUUAUUGGUAGCUUUAGAACAUCUUCAAUUCAUGAACUAUGGGCCUGCUGUCAAUUUUAAGAAAACUUCGAACUGCUCCAGAAAAAGAACUCCGCUUAUUAUUACUUGGUUUGGAUAAUGCUGGUAAAACUACAAUUUUGAAGACGUUGGCUUCAGAAGAUAUCACAAAUAUUACACCCACAGCGGGUUUUAAUAUAAAAUCAGUUAAUUCGGAUGGAUUUAAGUUGAAUGUGUGGGAUAUUGGGGGCCAAAGGAAAAUCCGUCCAUAUUGGAAGAAUUAUUUUGAGAAUACCGAUGUCUUGAUAUAUGUUGUAGAUUCCGCAGACAAAAAACGCCUCGAAGAAACAGGCAUAGAGUUAUACGAGCUUCUGAGCGAUGACAAGCUUCUAGACGUACCUCUUCUAGUUUACGCAAACAAACAAGAUCUUCCCGAUUCCCUAUCAGCUGCAGAAAUUGCCAGAACUCUGGGAUUGCCCACGAUCAAAGACCGGUCCUGGCAAAUUCAAGCCUGUACUGCUACUCAAGGCGUUGGCGUACGAGAAGGGAUGGAGUGGGUCUGCAAAAAUAUCAAAAAGAAGUAAUACUUAUAUCAUCGGUGUAUACCGAGUGGUGAAUUGGAAAACGGGACAUAGGAAACUCAAUGUAAAAUUCUAAACUGUUGAAUUCCUGCUUGCCUAAUUAUUUUACAUCAAAAGACAUUAGAGACUAUUUGUAGAGGAUUGAAAUCUGCAUUGAAAACAAUUGUUAACAUUGUUCUACUAAUUAAACAUAGGUAUUCCAAAAUUUUGUAAAAAUGUAAUACACUUUUUAGUUUUCCAGCCCAAAAUUAGGCCACACACAGUGCAAUAAUGUGUCACAAUGAAGUUAUUAUUUUCUCAUUUUUGAACUGUCAAUAUUUUUAUUUUAUCAUUUAUUUAGAUAAGGACACACCAUUAAACUUGAUAAAAAUAAUAAA
This is a messenger RNA of Diabrotica virgifera virgifera (western corn rootworm), 1036 nucleotides long. Its product is annotated as ADP-ribosylation factor-like protein 3. Gene Ontology annotation, molecular function: GTP binding; GTPase activity. Bases 120 to 662 code for a protein of 180 amino acids. NCBI's taxonomy places the organism in Eukaryota, Metazoa, Arthropoda, Insecta, Coleoptera, Chrysomelidae. Gene Ontology annotation, biological process: cilium assembly. Gene Ontology annotation, cellular component: microtubule cytoskeleton; cytoplasm. The transcript has 3 exons. The record is from RefSeq and is a predicted model, not a curated record.